Closterium sp. Naga37s-1 is the source of this 633-nucleotide messenger RNA. Lineage: Eukaryota; Viridiplantae; Streptophyta; Zygnematophyceae; Desmidiales; Closteriaceae. The record is from the annotation of a GenBank genome assembly.
CUCAUAGAGACGGUGGAGGAGCCAGAGACGGUCUAUCUGGUGAUGGAGCUGUGUCAGGGGGGAACCCUCCAACAAGCAGUCAGGGAGCAAGGGCCGUUCAACGAGCCACAGGCAGCAACGGUGGUGGGGGCAGCAGCGGAGGCGCUGCUGCAGUGCCACUCCAACGGCAUCAUUCACCGCGACGUGAAGCCGGAUAAUAUCCUGCUGGGGGAGCGUUUGGACGUUUCUGGGGGAGGUGUACCUGGGGACGUCAAAAUCUGCGACUUUGGAAUUUCCACCUUCUUCCAGCCAGGCACGAGCUGCUCUGAGAUAGUGGGAACGGCCUCCUUCCUCUCCCCUGAAAUGCUCGCCCAGACCUACUCCUGCCCCACCGACAUCUGGAGCCUGGGGGUGCUGCUGCACCUGCUGCUCUCGGGAUUCCUCCCCUUCCGCGCGCCCACCAAAGAGGCCGUUUUCGAGGCGAUUCUGGACGGCAGACUGGAUUUCCGGGCGGCGCCGUGGCCGAUUGUGUCGCUAGCUGCCAAAGAUCUGGUGUCUAGGAUGCUGACCGUUGAUCCGGAUGAGCGAAUCACUGCAGAGGAGAUUCUCAGUGAGUGGUCGGGGGGGGUGGGGUUGGGGGGGGGGUGUUGGUAG